Zingiber officinale is the source of this 1849-nucleotide messenger RNA. Its product is annotated as CBL-interacting protein kinase 1-like. The transcript is spliced from 13 exons. Bases 157 to 1545 code for a protein of 462 amino acids. Gene Ontology annotation, molecular function: protein kinase activity; ATP binding. The record is from RefSeq and is a predicted model, not a curated record. Gene Ontology annotation, biological process: protein phosphorylation; signal transduction. NCBI's taxonomy places the organism in Eukaryota, Viridiplantae, Streptophyta, Magnoliopsida, Zingiberales, Zingiberaceae.
UCUUCCCUCUCUCCCGUCACAAUCUGAUGAGUUGGGUAAGAAGUCUUAUCUCGCCAUAGGAUGACCUCCACGUCCACCAUUAAUCCCACGUUCCCCAUCUCCAACUCAACGAUUAUGUUAUAAUAAGAACAACAACAAGAAGUAGUAGUAGUGGAUAUGGUGAAGGGAGGAGGAGGAGAAGGAAUGAGAGUGCUGGGGAAGUACGAGUUGGGGAAGACGCUCGGCGAGGGAAACUUCGGCAAGGUCAAGUACGCUCUCCACGUCGACUCCGGCCAUCCCUUCGCCAUCAAGAUACUCGACCGCCGUCGAAUCCAAUCCCUCAAAAUUACCGACCAAAUUAAGAGGGAGAUCGCCACCUUGAAGCUCUUGAAGCAUCCCCACGUCGUCAGGUUAUAUGAGGUCUCAGCGAGCAAAACUAAGAUUUACAUGGUCCUUGAAUAUGUUAAUGGGGGCGAGUUGUUUGACAAAAUUGCGUUGAAGGGAAGGCUCCCAGAACGUGAAGGGAGGAAGCUCUUCCAGCAGCUGAUUGAUGCUGUAAGUUACUGCCACGAUAAGGGUGUCUACCACAGAGACCUGAAGCCAGAAAACGUUCUUGUCGAUGCGAAAGGGAACGUCAAAGUAUCUGAUUUCGGCCUCAGUGCUUUACCACAACAUUUGGCUAAUGAUGGCUUGCUGCACACAACCUGUGGAAGCCCCAACUACAUUGCUCCUGAGAUCCUUUCAAAUAGAGGCUAUGAUGGUGCAAGAUCAGAUAUAUGGUCUUGUGGUGUCAUCCUAUAUGUUAUUCUGACAGGAUCUCUUCCGUUUGAUGACAGAAACCUUGCUGUACUGUAUCAGAAGAUUGUUAGGGGCGACACAAAGUUUCCUAAAUGCCUCUCGCCUGGUGCUCAAGACAUCCUAAGAAGAAUCCUUGAUCCAUGCCCUAUCACAAGGAUAAAUGUUGCUGGGAUCAAAGAACAUGUUUGGUUCAAGCAAGAUUACACUCCUACUGUCCCCAUUGAUGAUGAAGAGGAUUCGUGUCUUGAUAAUGCAUCUUGUCCAGUCAAAGAGCAUGAUGAGCCAGAAGACAGUGGAAAUACACCUACCCACAUCAAUGCAUUUCAACUGAUUGGAAUGUCUUCCUCUCUUGAUCUUUCUGGUUUUUUUGAGAAAGAGGAUGUCUCGGAGAGGAAGAUCAGGUUCACAUCAAAUCAUUCACCGAAAGAAUUAUAUGAAAAGAUUGAGGAUAUUGUUACUGAAAUGGGGUUCCAAGUCCAAAAAGGACAUGGCAAAUUGAAAGUAAUUCAAAAGUGCAAGGCCUCCAAAAGCCCCACUAGGCCUGAAUCGCUUUCAGUGUCUGCUCAGGUGUUUGAGCUCAGUCCAUCUUUGUAUGUUGUGGAAUUAAGAAGAUCACAUGGAGAUUCUAUGCUGUACCGACAGUUGUGCACAAAGCUAUCAAAUGAUUUGGGAGGCUGCAAAAGCCACCUUAUAUGUAAAGCAGAGUCCAUGCCAGACCUCAACAAUUUUGAAGGAGAUGUUCCUGUUUCUACCCUUUGUUUGAACUAGAUGAGUGGGAAUUUUACUCCACCCCUUUUAUGUGCAAAACAAGCUUAACAGAACUUGUGUAAAAGGGCCCUUCGUGGAAGUUUGUUGUGAAGGAUCCUAUCCAAGUCGCCCUUCAAAGAAGUUCUGAAUUCAAGAAGGUUGCUAUUCUUUUAGUAACUCUGCGAGUUAGCAAAUCAUUUCUGGCAAUUGAACAACAAAGCGAGAAAGUAUAUAUGAAUCUUUUUCAAAGUUUGUUAGUAAUUCAAGGAGUGAGUGAGACCAUAACAUUGAGCACAGUUUCAGUGAUAAUUGACCUGUUGUUGAU